Molecule: messenger RNA, 2140 nt
Organism: Didymella exigua CBS 183.55
Lineage: Eukaryota; Fungi; Ascomycota; Dothideomycetes; Pleosporales; Didymellaceae
Product: glycoside hydrolase family 76 protein
Exons: 2
Coding region: 114-1952 (612 amino acids)
Biological process (GO): fungal-type cell wall biogenesis; carbohydrate catabolic process
Molecular function (GO): mannan endo-1,6-alpha-mannosidase activity
Source: RefSeq, a predicted model, not a curated record
GCCCACUUCAUCAUGGUUCCUUCAUUCACAUUCGGUCUUUUGCGUUGUACACGCACCUCCACUCGCUUUCGUGCUUUUUACCUUCUUCGUUUCUUAACUUUCAGCAUUGCAAUAUGAAGUUCUCUACUUUUGGAGCUGCGCUCCUUCCUUUUAUCGCGUCGACCGCGGGUGCUGUUCAGCUUGAUCCGAAUGAUGAGGCGUCUAUUAAGGCGGCCGCAAGAAGUUAUGCGUAUGGCUUGAUGGAACUUUACAAGAACAACGCUACAGGAACUGCGGAGCAGGAUAUAGGGGUAUGGCCGCAGCCGCAUUACUGGUGGGAGGGUGGCGCCGCAUGGGGAGGCAUGAUUGAGUAUUCAAUGUUCUCGGGCGAUUCUUCGCAUGUCAAGGCGCUCCAGCAGGCCCUGACUGCCAACUACGGACCCAGCAACGACUUCAUCCUAUCUUACCGCAAGGGCCAGACAGGAAACGAUGACCAGCUGUUCUGGGCGCUCGCAGUCAUGUCGGCGCUCGAGUACCAGUUUCCGGACGCCGACUCGGCCCCUGCCGACUACCUGGAGGUUGCCGUGAACGCUUUCAACAACGUCAUGGGACGCUGGGACACCACUACCUGCGGUGGAGGGCUGAAGUGGCAGAUCUACCCCGAGAACGCAUACGGUUACAACUACAAGAAUUCCAUCUCCAACGGAUGCGCCUUUGCCUUGGGCGCGCGCCUUGCUCGCUACACUGGCAACUCGACAUACUCGGACUGGUCCGAGAAGAUCUACGACUGGACCAAGUCGGUUGGUCUGAUCACUGACAUCUACGAAGUCUUCGACGGUGUUGAUGACAAGACGAACUGUGCUGCCGUCGCGGACAAGACCCAAUGGACUUACAACAACGCCAUGUUCCUCCACGGUUCCGCUUUUAUGUACGACGUCACGAAUGGUGCGAGUAUCUGGAAGGAACGUGUCUCCGGAUUUCUCUCCCACGCUGAGCUUCUCUUCUUCAGCGCAGAGACCAAGGACAACAUCAUGUACGAGUGGGCGUGCGAGACUGGAGAGUCGGGCCGUACCUGCAACCUCGACCAGCAGUCGUUCAAGGCUUACCUGUCCCGCUUCAUGGCACAGACUGCGGCUGUUGCUCCCUUCACCAAGGAUUCAAUUAACAAGUAUCUCACAGCGUCUGCCGUCGGAGCUGCAAAGUCCUGCUCGGGUGGAGACAACAAAGCUACCUGCGGUUCGAAGUGGUACACCGGUAGCUGGGACGGAACAUCUGGCGUUGGCCAGCAGCUUUCGGCCUUGGAGGUCACUAAGGCACUGUUGUCGCUGAAGCAGAACAUUGUGCCUGUCAAGCAGGGCGCUUCAGAGCCAAAGCCUACUACGACCGUCACACCCAAGCCUAGCUCGACACCUGCUGCUAAACCUACUUCGGCCGCUACCAGCAAGCCAGCUGAGUCAAGUAAGCCAGCUGAGGUCCCUUCAUCCAGCAAGGCAGCUCCCGUCAACAGUGCUACGGUUCCUUCGACCAAGGAGGUUGUAUUCACUUCUGCUGUCGUAGUCUCCUCCACGAAGUCCACUGCGGCAGCAGCGGUCUCUACUCAGAAGCCUGCCGGCUCGUCCGCUGGUGUUGCCUCAUCUUGCCUGUCAAGGACGACGGUUACAGUCACCAUCUCGAAGCCGUCCGGUGUUAACACGACCUGCACACCCAGCACUACGCUCACUGUUUACGUUCCUCCCGUCACAUCGGCUCCGGUUGUCCCGUCUGGCGCAACAACUAGCGCGCCUGUCGUCCCACCGGUCCUGACUACACUCGCUCCUGCCGCACCGUCUGCUAAUGUCAGCGUGCCUGCUAAUGGCAGUGUACCUAGCUCAACAGCACCGGCAGAGUUCCAGGGUGCUGCAUCUAGCAUCAUGGUGAUGGGCGGCUCUACCCUAGGCGCCAUCGCUGUUGCCAUGGUUGCUGGUCUGUUGUAGAGCAGGCUUCUGGCAUGUCAGCUUCCGCUUCUUUGUAGUCCCUUGGGGCAUUUAUUCGUUGUACAUAUACCCUUCAUAUCAAGGCCUGGCCGAGAUGCAGCCAUACAUAGCACGGUUCACAGAUUGUUUAUAGACGAUGUUAGAACCAGCAAAUUCGUAAACGCCAUGUUGCGCGCUUUCCGUGACGU